This is a messenger RNA of Homalodisca vitripennis (glassy-winged sharpshooter), 2469 nucleotides long. Its product is annotated as piggyBac transposable element-derived protein 4-like. The record is from RefSeq and is a predicted model, not a curated record. The transcript is spliced from 2 exons. The coding region runs from base 437 to 2356 and encodes 639 amino acids. Lineage: Eukaryota; Metazoa; Arthropoda; Insecta; Hemiptera; Cicadellidae.
AUUAGUUUACAAGACUUAGUUAUUAGCUCUUAGCUUAACUAUACAUAAUCUAUCUACAUAUUUCUAGUUUUUUUCAUACAUGAAUUAAUAUGCUUACAGCAUGUGUCAAGUAGACCAGAAUCAAAUUUAGCUUAUUCAUUAAAUGAUGUAAAAGCAUUAACCUGUUGGAUCCCGUAGCCGCACAGUUGCGACUGAGGCAAGUGUGCAGUCGUGGCCCGUUGCCGUACUGUUGCAGCCGCGCGCAGAGCGUUUUAUUUUUGCGUUUUCUUCAACUCAAUUCGCUAAAUUAAAUGACGUUCAAUUUACCGGGUUACUCGGGAGAACACUGGCUUUCUCGUGAGGUAUAUUUUGUUUCGCGCUACGAUACUUGGCAGCCUGUUUUUACUCUAAACGUCGAGGCGUUUCAGCCGGUUGCUGUUGUUUGUACACAAUAAUUAUGGCUUCGCGUAAGCAUGAGUUGUUUGAUCAAGAUAUUAAUGAAUUAUUGGGCAGUGAGUUUAGUGAACUAUCUGAUAGUGACGACGAAAGUGAUGUGGAUAUUUUCAGUCGUGUAAGAAGUGGUGAUUUUAUUUUUAGUGAACUAGUUCGUGAUGCAGACUUCAACCACGAUUUAGGUUAUCUCGAUGAACCAGUACCAGGACCAUCAGGUGAUACUGUUUAUUCAAAUAAUCGUCCAAAUAAGCCUACUUUGGAUAGUGUUGACUUGGUAAUAAACGAGGUAGUUCAAAAUUAUAAUCCCAGAAAUGACUUUACUGGUAAUGAAGGAACUGAAUGUAGGCCUAACCUCAAACGUAGAAAGCUACCUCCAAUUACCUAUCCCUGGGUGAAUGAUACCAACUUUAUUCCGCACAUAUUUCCAUUUGACAGCUCAAAAUCUGGAAUAAAUGCUGAUUCUGGAAUAAGUAAGGAAUCUACAAACCUAGAUUUUUUCUUGUCGUUGUUUCCAAUGGAAUUAGUAUCACACAUUGUUGAGCAGACUAAUCUCUAUUUUCAUGAAGUCGUUUCUAAGCUGCCCAAUGUUUCUAGAUCUGAAAUUGAUAAUUGGUACAAUACCAAUGAGAGUGAAAUGUUAUGCUUUUUAGCAUUGUGUAUCCUGAUGUCCCAUGUGAGAAAAAAUAAAAUAAAAGAGUACUGGUCUACCAAUACAGUAAUUCAAACACCAUUCUUCGGUCAGGCAAUGAGUCGAAACAGGUUUCUAAUACUGUGUAGAAUGCUGCAUUUCAACAACAGUAUUGUUACAAACUCUAAAACCUUAGGAAGAUUACAUAAGAUAAACCCUAUUCUCUGUUCUAUAAACAAAUCAUUUACUGACAAUUUCACUCCUUAUGAGAAUCUUGCAUUGGAUGAAACAAUUUUCUUGUGGAAAGGUAGGCUACUUUUUCGCCAGUAUAUUCCUAGUAAGAGAGCAAGAUUUGGCAUAAAACUGUUUAUCAUAUCUGAUUGCAAAACAGGAUACGUUCUAAAUGUUUUACCAUAUAUUGGUUCUGAAACUCAGCUAAAUUUUGAAGACCUCAGUGAUAAAGUAGGUAUGUCAGGUCAGGUAGUGUUGACUCUUACAGAAUCUUUUUUCAAUCUUGGACACAAACUGUACCUUGAUAACUGGUAUGUCUCACCCUCAUUAGCAGAAGAACUAUUUAGUAAAAGUACAAAUAUGUGUGGAACAUGCUUGCCAACAAGGCGUGGUGUUCCAAAAGAAGGCCUAAAAAAAUUGAAAAAAGGGGAAACGGAUUCACAUCAUGCACAAUUUAUGUUAUAUGAACGUUGGCUAGAUCAACGGGAGGUUAGGGUUUUAUCAACAAUGCAUGAACAUGGUAUGAAAGAAACUGGUAAACGUGAUCCCCAUACUGGUCAAAAGAUUGUAAAACCCGUUAGUGUUCUGGAUUACAAUCAGCACAUGGGUGCAGUUGAUGCAGGUGAUAUGCAGUUGUCGUUCAACGAAACCGCUCGGAAGUCAUUGAAGUGGUACAAAAAACUGUUUUUCCAUUUGUUAGAUGUAACCAUACGUAAUGCAUACAUUUUGCAGCAUCAAAUGACAGGAAAAAUUCCUCAACUAUCAGAAUUCCGUAAGGAAUUAGUGAGAGAAAUCAUUGAGAAACAUUGUGAGAUGAAAAAAGACAAAAGAGGAGGUCGACCUUCAGCAAAUAUUACACCACUUAGACUGACACAAUGUCAUUUCUUGGAGCCAAUUCCAGCAACUGUAAACAAAGACAGGCCCAGGCGAAAAUGUCAUGUUUGUGCCAACACGACCAGAAGACCACAAAGAAGGCAAGACACUUACUUCAUGUGUAUCCCCUGCAAUGUGUCUCUGUGUGUACACCCAUGUAUGAUGGAAUACCAUACUUAUAGGAACUUUUAGGCCUAAACCAUACUCUGGACCAUGUAAAUAAAGUUUUGUUCUAAUAUUAUUUAUUUAGUUUGUUUAUCCUAGUCUUAUUGAUUUAUAAAAAAUAAACUUACACUUGGAAUCAA